This is a messenger RNA of Myxocyprinus asiaticus (Chinese sucker), 6910 nucleotides long. Its product is annotated as 2-hydroxyacylsphingosine 1-beta-galactosyltransferase-like. Lineage: Eukaryota; Metazoa; Chordata; Actinopteri; Cypriniformes; Catostomidae. The transcript has 8 exons. Bases 1891 to 3537 code for a protein of 548 amino acids. Gene Ontology annotation, molecular function: UDP-glycosyltransferase activity. The record is from RefSeq and is a predicted model, not a curated record.
UGCCCCACUGACGUCCUUAUUAAGGGGAGGGGGCUCCAAACUGUGUUGGUCUGCAACGACCCUCCAAGCCUUCAAGAACCUGAAGUCUCGCUUCACCUCUGCUCCCAUCCUGCACCGUCCUGACCCCAACACUCCUUUCACAGUUGAAGUGGAUGCCUCUAACACGGGAAUUGGAGCCAUUCUCUCACAACGUCAUGGAACGCCCCCGAAACUCUACCAUUGCGUAUACUUUUCCCAUAAGCUAUCUCCUGCUGAGCAAAACUACGAUGUGGGCAACCAAGAAUUACUGUCUAUGAAAGCGGCUCUAGAGGAAUGGCGACAUUGGCUGGAGGGGGCGAGACAUCCUUUCCUCGUGUUAACAGACCAUCGAAACCUCAAAUAUUUAUGCUCUGCUAAAAGACUGAAUCCUAGGGUGGCUAGGUGGGCGUUGUUCUUUACUCGAUUCAGUUUCACCAUUACCUAUCGUCCAUGUUCCAAAAAUUCCAAAGCCAAUGCUCUCUCUUGUCUGUUUGAGUCUGACACUCAGAACCAGACAUCUGAACCCAUCAUCCCCAUGUCUCUAAUCUUGGCUCCGGUUCAGUGGGAUAUUAUGACCGAGAUCGCCCUAGCUCAGAUUCAGAACCCAACUCCUCCUGACUGCCCUCCAGAGAAAACCUAUGUUCCACGACUCUUCGGGAAAGGACUUUACAAUGGGUCCAUACUACCACCAGUUCCGGACACCCAGGUAUAGCAGCCACACUACAACUGCUUCGGAACCGUUUCUGGUGGAACACCAUUGCCUACGUCAACAACUGUCCCACCUGUGCAGCAAACAAAUCCUCCAGGCAACUUCCUGCAGGACUUCUCCAACCUUUGCCUAUUCCCCAUCAUCCUUGGUCUCACAUCGCCAUCGACUUCAUCACUGAUCUCCCUGUCUCUCAAGGUAACACUGUCAUUCUUUCUGUCAUUGAUCGAUUUUCUAAGUCAUGUCGAUUUAUCCCUCUGCCCAAGCUCCCCACAGCCUUUGAGACUGCAGAACAUCUUAUGCAUCAGGCGUUUCGCUUCUACGGACUACCUGAAGACAUCGUCUCUGACAGGGGUCCUCAGUUUACAUCCCGGGUCUGGAAGGCAUUCUUUCAACAACUCAACAUCAACAACAGUCUCACUUCAGGUUACCACCCUCAAUCAAAUGGCCAGACUGAGCGCUUAAACCAGGAGAUCACACACUUUCUCCGAAUGUAUUGUCACCAGAACCAGGCUGACUGGAGCCGUUAUCUGCUUUGGGCCGAGUACGCCCAGAACUCCCUUCAGAAGCCGUCCAUGGGCAUGACCCCCUUUCAAUGUGUGCUGGGAUUUCAACCCCCUUGUUCCCCUGGUCUGGAGAACCCACAGAGCUACCGGCCAUCAAUUAAUGGCUUCGGCGGAGCAAAGUGGUGUGGGACCAUGCUCAUGUCCAUCUCCAAAGAGCUGUUAGGAGGCAGAAGGAACAGGCCAAUUGUCAUCAACAUCCCAAUCCCGUCUACACUCCCGGCCAAUGGGUUUGGCUGUCCACACGUGACCUUCAUCUCCGUCUGCCUUGCAAGAAACUGUGUAUGUGGGUACUUUCAAAGUUAUUAGACAAAUUACUCUGGUGUCUUAUCGCCUUCAACUGCCCUCUAACUACCACAUUUCUCCCACCUUCCAUGUUUCCCUGCUUACACCCGCUGGUGGCCCGAGGGAGGAGGAGGAGAUCGAUGAUCCAAACCCCCCGCCCAUAAUUGUGGAUGGCGAGGAGGCCUAUCAAGUUCGAGAGCUCCUGGGCUUCAGACAUCGGGGUCGCUUUCUUCAGUACUUGGUUGACUGGGAGAGGUAUGGCCCGGAGGAGCGAUCCUGGAUGCUGUUAUCCAAAGCCAUUUACUGUGCAUUCAAGUCAUGAAGUCUUUCUAUCUGGUUGCCACAUUGAUGUGGUGUUUAAUGGCAAGUUUCUCCUGGGCAGCUAAGAUCGUGGUGGUUCCUCCUAUUAUGUUUGAAAGCCACCUGUAUAUCUUUAAGACCCUGGCCUCUGCUCUACAUGCUGAGGGCCAUGACACAGUCUUUCUGGUCUCUGAAGGUCGUGAGGUCCCACCAUCCACCCAUUACCGUCUUCACCGCUACCCUGGAAUCUUCAACAGCACCUCCGCUGAUGACUUUCUCCAGUCAAAAGUCCGCAACAUCUUCUCAGGUCAUCUUACAGCACUGGAGCUCUUUGACAUCUUGGACCACUAUUCUCAAAACUGUGAUGCAGUUGUUGGGAGUUCUUCUGUCAUGGAACAGCUAAAACGUGAACAUUUUGACCUUCUACUUGUUGACCCCAAUGAGAUGUGUGGAUUUGUCAUAGCUCACAUCCUGGGUGUCCAGUACGCAGUGUUCAGCACAGGACUGUGGUACCCUGCAGAAGUUGGGGCACCAGCACCCCUAUCUUAUGUCCCUGAAUUUAACUCGCUACUUACGGACCGUAUGUCAUUGCUGCAGCGUGUAACUAACACAGCAGUUUACCUCGUUUCCAGAUUUGGUGUACAGUUCCUGGUGUUACCUAAGUAUGAUCGCAUAAUGAGAAAGUACAACAUCCAGCCAUCAGUGUCCAUGCAUGAUCUGGUUCAGAACAGUCGACUCUGGAUGUUGUGUACUGACUUGGCACUGGAGUUUCCACGACCCACUCUACCACAUGUAGUCUAUGUAGGGGGCAUCCUCACCAAACCCCCCAGCCCCUUGCCACAGGAGUUUGAAGCCUGGGUGAAGGACACAAAUGGUUUCGUGGUGGUGUCGUUUGGUGCAGGAGUGAAGUAUCUGUCAGAUGACAUUGCUCAGAAACUUGCAGGAGCCUUGAGCCGUCUACCUCAGAGAGUUAUCUGGAGGUUCUCUGGAGUUCCUCCCUCUAAUCUUGGCAACAAUACAAAACUAGUGGAGUGGAUGCCACAGAAUGACCUGCUGGGUCAUAGACACAUACGGGCCUUUUUGAGCCAUGGGGGCUUGAACAGUAUCUAUGAGGCAAUGUAUCACGGCGUGCCUGUGGUGGGUGUUCCACUGUUUGGAGAUCACUACGACACCAUGACUCGGGUUCAGGCCAAAGGCAUGGGCUUAAUGCUGGAGUGGAAAAGAAUGAGCGAGGAAGACCUUUAUACUGCCAUGAUCAGUGUCAUUACAGACACAAGGUAUCGUGAGCAGGCACAGUUGUUGUCUCAGAUUCAUAAAGAUCAGCCUGGUCAUCCAGUGAGUCGAGCGGUUUACUGGAUUAGCUAUAUACUCCGUCACCAUGGCGCUAAACACCUCCGCUCUGCAGUCUACGAGAUCUCCACCUACCAGUACUUCUUAUUGGAUGUUACUGUGGUGACAGGAGUGUGCCUGGUUCUCAUCUGUUACUGCCUAUACCAAAUAGGGAAGUUCAUCCGAUUACGGCUGGGGCGUGGUUCAACUCCACUGGAGAAGGUUAACGGACACUGUCAUAAUGGAAUUCCAAAUGGCAAGCACAAAAAAAAUUGCCAUGAUAGAAGUAUAGAGAAGAAACUAAAAACAGGGCCUAUCCAGGAAAUAAACACAUGAGUCAGUAAACAAAGAAACAAACCAACUAGAAUAAGAACGGACUGGAAGUGGGAAGCCAAAGAAAGGAUGGAAGAAAGAAAGAAAUGAAAGCAGAAAACAUAUAUGGAAAACUUCUGAGGAUGUUUCUUUCCCUGUUGAAUGGAGUUAAUGUUCAUCUUUGGUCCUGCAUGUUGAGUUUAUCCUUGUGGAGAAAGCAUCAUUUUUGAAGUUUAGAAAUUCAUGUUUUUAACAAAAAGCUAUUCUGCUGUGGGGCAUCUGGUUUUCUACAUAUCCAAAUACUACAGAGAUCUAUAUCUAAUUAUUUAUGGAACUAUAACAGUUUUUUUGGGAAAUUCCAAACAAAAAAAUAUUUAUGUUUCACGCACACCAUCCCCAAUUUGUCUUCAUCCUUUUCAGGCAUGUUGAUUCACCGAUGUUAACAAUGCUAGCUGCAAAUUUGCUUGUGUUUAGCCUAACCCUAGCACAUUUUGCUUAAAACCGCAUUGCUUGUAGGCAAUAACAUAAUCUCUAGCUGCUAGUUAGCUGCUAGCUGCUAAUGCUGCUAGUUAAAAUGCGAAAGAUUUUAUUGAAUAGCUGUGUGAAAAUAGAAAUCCUGAUUAAUGUGGGAUGCGAGGGAUAGGUUGAGUUUUGUUGUUCUCAGCUAAUGUUAUCUACCGAGUUGAUAGCACAGCUGUAGUUUCUCUUCAGACGUUUCUCUUCACAUGUGAGUCCUCUUGUUGACAGAUCAAAAUGACAGAUUUUAUUCAAAUUGUUAAGCCAUUUUAUGUUUUAAAGUUUGAAUCCUUCAAUUAUUUAUUCACUUUAUGGUUUCUUUUAUUCAGAGGAACAUUACAUUUUUCUAAAUGGGGGAGGGAGUGCAUAUGUGUCUCAAAAUAUUCCAAACAGACAACAUUUUAUUUUAAAAACUUUUUAUUGAAUGCAUAUCAGGGGUGUGUUGAAAUCAAAGCAAAAUAACUGUUUGCUGACUUGCCCUUACACCUUCCCACAAAUCAAUAGGUCUAGUGUGACCUGAAGGAUUUUGGUACUGUAACUAACAUUACCCAUGGUGCUCUACUGAGUCUUUUAAUCGUCAGCCAAGUUCUGUGAAAGGCAAUAUGGUAACAUUUGUUUGUUUAUUUUUUCUUAUACAAAAAUGACUUAAUGCCUCACAUCAGGAGCUUUGAUAGAUUGCAAUAGACAGGACCUCUGCCACUUAUUUGUGCUUUAAAGUGCAUUCUCACCCAGAGGUUUUAUUUAAAACAUUGCCAUUGGGCAACUUGAUUUUAUAAAAUCACAUGCUGGUUUUACAACUAAAUGUUGGACUGGAGUGUUACUAGUAAUAGUUUCAGAUUGGUAGUGUAUGAUUGUUUUAAAUGCACCAAAACAUUUGGAAGUCAAACUUGAUUAAUGAAAAAUGUUAUCACAAAGUAGUAACUUACAUUGAAAUUCUUAAGUAUGACAUCAUGCUUUGUAAGGAUUUUAAUGUCUUAUAAAAGGAUUGUAAGAACAUGAAAUUGUAAGAAUGUAAAAUUAACUAUUAAAGGAAUAGAGAGAUGUUGUAGAUUGAGGCCUAGCACACUUGGACAUUGUGAUUUCAGUAUGCUGGGUUCUAACUCUUAAUGUCUACCAGAAUUACAGUACACUGUCGAGAAUAUGAUAUCAGCAAUUUGUAUCAAUGCCUUGUAACACACAAUGGGGUCCAAAAGUCUGAGUCCACUAUCAGCUGAUAAGUUUUUAAAAAUGAACAUGCGAUUCUUAGUAUGUUUAAUGACAACAUGCACAGGUGCUGGCAUGAAAUCCACAGGUUUAUGAAAAACAUAAUGAUCCAUAUUAUCCCAGCAUGAUUUGAAAAUGUUCACAAGAGCAUCAUGUGAUGUUAUUGAAUGCUUGUUUUUUUUGUUUUUUUACCUUUUAUACAAAGAAGUUAACAUGGUCAAUGUCACAAAUGUGCAUACAUCUUAUUAGUGACCUAGAAAUAACAUUUAUAAUUUAUUUAUGUUUUAGUGAAAUUUAAAUCCUAUAUGUUCAGUGUGGAGAAUUUAGACCCCACUUUAUUGGCAUUGUUUCUUGCAUUAUGAAGAGAUUGUACUGUAGAUGUUAUAAGUUCUUGUAAAGUGUGUUAUAAUACAUAAAAACUGCACUAUCAAGGUUUACCACUAUUCAUAAAACCUUAUUUAUGUCAGACAGAGUCAGAUCCCAGACACCAAACAGUCAAUGGCAUAGAAAAGUACCAACACCAAGAAUCAAAACCAUAACAAGCUAAACAAAAAUUCAGUGAAGGCAUAAUCAUUUGAGACCGUUUUAACCACGAGGUUUAAAGCAUUUCUUCAGCCAAGCACUGUUUAAGACUGUCCAUACUUGAAAAUACACUGGCUACAAUAUGGCUGCAAAUGCUUCAGAGCUAUGACUGGUGAAACAGUGAUGCACAUUCACACACUUAGAAGAUUAGAAUUAUUUUCUCGUUGUUUGUUUUGUAUGAUUUUCAGUAUUAAUAUAAGAUGGUUAACAGAGUAAAAGGCUCUAACCUUAAAGACUGAGUGUGUGUAAGUCUGUUUGAUUGACUUUGUGAUCAAGUGAUUUCCUAUGUGCAUGUGUCUGUGUGUAAGUUUGAAUGGGGUUGCUUGAGCCUAUUUGUGUCUAGCUUUCACUCUAUAUACUGGUAAUUUAUAACCAAUGCUAGUUCAUCAACAUCAAUACCUUUCUUUGCCUCUCAUUGUCUUUAUUUAUCAAGUUCUUGUUUCUUGUAGGCAUAGCUUUUAAUGCAGGAAUUUAGUUUUUAUUUUAUUUUUCAUAAUGAUUUUAAGUUGUCUUUUAUGUGUGUCUGUGUUGUCAUGUACAUAAAAAGACAAACAAUAAUACUAAUGUUAAAUAAACAUUAAAUAUUUUGUUUGCUUAUGCCUGUUUUCUGAUGAUUCUCUCUUGAUUGUGAUGCAAGUUAACCUGUAACACCAAAGGAAAUUUAGUGAGACUAGUCUGGAACUCAGAGUGCACUUGCACACCGUCUCAUUUCAGUUCUCAAGUUCCACUAUCCUGAAGUGCUUUGUCUCAUUUUUUUCCCAUGACCUCAUUGAUGGUCAUGCCUAGAUGGGAACCCUUGUUCUGAGAAAUUCUUACAAAUGCUGCUACCAAAUUGCCACAUUUUCAUCACUCACUGUUUACCUGAUAUAAAUGAUGAGGAGCCUUGAAAACUGGGCUGUCUGUCUUUUUGUAGUGGUGUGUGUUUGUGUGCCUAGUAAUGUUUAUCUCAUUCAGCUGCAGAAUGUUAGAAUGCUAAAAUUGUAUGUCUUUCUUCACAUUUUUGAAAUUUUCUUUCUUUGUUGCCUAUUGCUUGUUCAAACUGCUAUUUUUCAAGAUUGUAAUAAUUAUAAUAAAAUUAAUUCAUUUCUUUUGUUUA